Lactuca saligna is the source of this 1005-nucleotide messenger RNA. The record is from the annotation of a GenBank genome assembly. Lineage: Eukaryota; Viridiplantae; Streptophyta; Magnoliopsida; Asterales; Asteraceae.
AUGGAAGUUGCAUUAAAACAUGGUUUGGAAAAUUUUCCUGACAGUAAAGUAAUGAAAGUGUGGUUAAUUAAGAAGAAUGAGUUAUUUAAUGAGAACGAUUUUGUUAAGGAGAAUGAUAAUGAAAAUGAGAUUCCAUACCUUGGAAAAGAAGUUGUUGAAUAUCAUGGCCAUUUGUCACCUAUUAGAGGUUUGGUAUGUAAGAGCACAAAUAUAGAUGAAGGAUCUAGUUAUGUGGAACCACGUAUGGAAAACGAAUUGACACAAGAUGUUCUUACAAGGAAUCAAUUUUAUAAGUUACCUGGUGUGAUGGAAGAAAUGAUAGAUAUGGCAAGACUUAAUUCGAAUGAAGAAAGAAAUCUAGAUGAGGAGCUGAACAAUGUUGCCAAUGAAGAUGAUAAUGGUAAAAGGGGAAAAAGGGACAAUAAAUCUACAAAUUUAUUUCAUUCCCCUUUUAUUGAAUGGGUGAUUAGAGUUCGUGAUAAAUUGAAGAAGGGGGAUAUUGAAAUGUGCACUUCAAUAUUUUCAUUUAAAAGAAAUAAUGUGGACCCGAUUUGGGAUAUUGGAGUUGGUGAAGUUUUGCACCAAGGAUUUGUGUACCAUUUUAAGAGGGAUGUGUAUAUCCAUUCUAGAAUAAUAGAUUGUUGGGCAGCAUUCCUUAAUAAGAUCGAUGAGUGGAGGGACAAAGGAUCGAUAGCUAGAUUGUUCUUGGACACAAAAUUUCUAGUAUGGAAUACAAGUGAAAUGUUGCAUAAAUCGGGUUUAGGAAUAGAAACACACAGAUUAUUUGAUGGAUUUUUAAGAGUUUACAUUAAUAUGUUUAAAGUGUUACCAAUUUUGAAAGAUGUUGGGUUGGUUUUCAUCCCAGUAGUGGAUGUUGCUAUGUAUUACGAGGUGUGUUUUGAUCUGGUGAUAGGAAAGUGCUUCAUAAUUGAUCAUGUGAAUCGAAAAGGAAGCAUUGACAGUGUAUAUGGAACAACACCUAUGAUUUUGUUAAUAGUACAAUAA